GCAAAGCAUUCAAGCCAUGGAAGUCAAUACCCACAGUAAUAUGUUACACAAAAUUCUCUGUCGACAGCAAAAAAUUGCAGUUUUAGCACUUCUGAUCUUUACAGCUUUCUAUUCAGCUGGGGCUUACGAUCCAUUGGAUCCAAAUGGAAACAUAACAAUCAAAUGGGAUAUAGUAUCUUGGGCGGCAGAUGGAUAUGUUGCUGCAGUGACAAUGAACAAUUUUCAGAUGUACCGCCAUAUUAAUGCACCAGGAUGGACUCUAGGCUGGUCGUGGGCCAAGAAAGAAGUAAUAUGGUCGAUGGUGGGAGCUCAAACAACAGAGCAAGGAGAUUGUUCCAAGUUCAAAGGAAAUGUGCCUCACUGCUGCAAGAAAACCCCAGUAGUUGUUGAUUUGCUCCCCGGUGUUCCUUACAAUCAGCAAUUCUCAAAUUGCUGCAAGGGUGGAGUGUUGGCAUCUUGGGGACAGGAUCCAGUAGGUUCGGUCUCCGCCUUUCAGGUGAGUGUUGGGCUAGCCGGCACUUCAAACAAAACUGUGAAAUUGCCAAAGAACUUCACCCUGCUCGGUCCAGGACCAGGCUACACAUGUGGACCGGCAAAGGUUGUGCCUUCUACAGUCUUCCUCACUCCUGAUCGCCGCCGGAAAACUCAAGCACUGAUGACAUGGAAUGUAACCUGUACUUACUCACAAUUUCUGGCCUCUAAGAACCCAACUUGCUGCGUAUCACUUUCAACUUUCUAUAAUGAGACGAUCACUUCUUGCCCAACCUGCGCCUGUGGCUGCCAACACAAACAUAAUUGUAUAAAGAGUGGCUCAAAGCUAUUGCACAAGGAAGGACUAAACACUCCUAAAAAGGAUAACACACCUUUACUACAAUGCACUUAUCACAUGUGUCCUAUUCGAGUACACUGGCACGUAAAGAUUAAUUACAAGGAUUAUUGGCGUGUAAAGGUUGCUGUCACUAACUUCAACUAUAGGAUGAACUAUACACUGUGGACACUGGCAGUGCAGCAUCCAAAUCUGAACAAUGUAACUCAAGUCUUUAGUUUUGACUACAAGCCCCUUGUUCCCUAUGAAUCCAUCAACGAUACUGGCAUGUUCUAUGGCAUGAAAUUCUACAAUGAUCUAUUAAUGGAAGCAGGGCCAUUUGGAAAUGUACAAUCUGAAGUACUAAUGAAGAAGGAUAAGGAUACCUUUACCUUCAAGCAGGGUUGGGCAUUUCCUAGAAAAGUAUACUUCAAUGGCGACGAAUGUCAGAUGCCACCACCAGAAUCUUACCCGUUUCUACCCAACUCUGCGCCUGGAGGCUCGAGUGCAGUAGCCAAAUUCACCGCCACUUUGUUUUUGAUAGUCUGGUUUUUGUUGUAAUCAGUGGUCCUUCUUCCCGUGCUUGAUGAACUUCAAAGAUCUGCACAUGUUCAAAAUUCAAGAGAGAAACUGCAGAACUACAAUGAACACAGGUAUCCAUGCAGAUAUUAUUGGUCAUAGAAUACAUAUAUACUCGCCAGAUAAAUCAAUGUUUGUUGUUUCUGAGUUGUCUGAAGUCAACUAUCUUGAGUAAAAAUAUCCUCUCUUACCAGUGUGCUUCACAAGAAAUUCAGCAUAGACAUGAUUCGAUAGUCCAAA
Messenger RNA from Cucurbita maxima (winter squash), 1624 nucleotides. RefSeq names its product COBRA-like protein 4. The record is from RefSeq and is a predicted model, not a curated record. Gene Ontology annotation, biological process: plant-type cell wall cellulose biosynthetic process; cellulose microfibril organization. Gene Ontology annotation, cellular component: plasma membrane. Bases 17 to 1366 code for a protein of 449 amino acids. Lineage: Eukaryota; Viridiplantae; Streptophyta; Magnoliopsida; Cucurbitales; Cucurbitaceae. The transcript has 6 exons.